This is a messenger RNA of Propithecus coquereli (Coquerel's sifaka), 534 nucleotides long. Its product is annotated as NKG2-A/NKG2-B type II integral membrane protein-like. Gene Ontology annotation, biological process: stimulatory C-type lectin receptor signaling pathway; positive regulation of natural killer cell mediated cytotoxicity. The coding region runs from base 1 to 534 and encodes 177 amino acids. The transcript has 4 exons. NCBI's taxonomy places the organism in Eukaryota, Metazoa, Chordata, Mammalia, Primates, Indriidae. The record is from RefSeq and is a predicted model, not a curated record.
AUGGAUAACCAAAGAGUAAUCUACUCUGAAAUGAAUCUGGCCCCAAACCCAAAGAGGCAGCAAAGGAAACCUAAGGGCACUAAAAGCUCCAUUUCAGAAACUGAACAGGAAAUAACCUAUGCUGAAUUAAACCUUCAAAAUGCUGCUCAGGAUCUUCGAGGUGAUGACAAAUCUUACCGCUGCAAAGGUUUACUGUUUCCUCCAGAGAAGCUCAUUGCUGGGAUCCUGGGAAUCCUCUGUCUUGUCUUAAUGUCCACUGUGGUAACAAGACUUCCCAACUCCCAAUAUCACUGUGGUCGUUGUCCAGAGGAGUGGUUCACAUACUCCACCAGUUGUUAUUACAUUAGUAAGGAAUUCAAAACUUGGGAUGAGAGUGUGACGGCCUGUGCUUCUAACAACUCUAAUCUGCUUUACAUAGAUAAAAUAGAGGAAACAAUAUAUGGUAAAUAUCACUGUGCUGAGCUACACUCACUCAGUCUUCACACAAGUGGAUGUGGAUCUAAUAAAACAUAUAUUUGUAAGCACGAGCUUUAG